ACGCGGCGCGCGGGCAGGGCCCGGGGCAGGAGCGGCGAACCCCCUGCCUCCCACCGCGCCCUUCACCGGCUCCCGGAACCUUGAGUGCGCGGAACCUCGCUGCUGGAGCGCGGGCGCGGCGGACCCGGAGGGCAAUGGAGCGGGCGCGCGGGCCGCGGGCCGAGGCCGAAGUGCCCGGGGAGGAGGAGGAGGCGGGGGCAGCCAUGGCUGCCGUGGUGGCGGCAGCGGGUGGCGCGGGCCCGGCCGUCCUGCAGGUGGCCGGUCUCUACCGCGGCCUGUGCGCGGUGCGCAGCCGCGCCCUGGGCCUGGGGCUCGUGUCACCCGCGCAGCUGCGCGUGUUCCCGGUGCGCCGCGGCUCGGGCCGGCCCGCGGGGGGCGUCGAAGGCAGCGGGGUCGGGAAAGAGAUCGAGGCUAACCCCUUCUACGACCGCUACCGCGACAAGAUCCAGCAGCUGCGCAGGUCUGACCCAACUGCUUUUGAGUCCCGACUGGAGAAGUGCAGUGAGUUUCGGAAGCAGCCAGUGGGGCACUCCAAGCAAGGUGACUUUAUCAAAUGUGUGGAACAGAAGACAGACACAUUGGGGAAACAGCGUAUGAGCAGAGGAUUCACCAAGGACAAGACCCUCAGUUCAAUCUUUAACAUUGAGAUGGUGAAAGACAAAACUGCAGAAGAAAUAAAACAGAUUUGGCAGCAGUAUUUUGCAGCAAAAGAUACAGUCUAUGCAGUUAUUCCUAAAGAGAAGUUUGAUUUGAUCUGGAACCGAGCUCAGUCCUGUCCAACAUUUCUUUGUGCACUGCCAAGAAGGGAAGGUUAUGAGUUUUUUGUCGGGCAGUGGACAGGUACUGAACUCCAUUUCACUGCACUUAUAAAUAUUCAGACCCGAGGGGAAGCUGCAGCCAGCCAGCUGAUUUUGUAUCACUACCCUGAACUUAAGGAAGAAAAGGGCAUAGUGCUGAUGACAGCAGAAAUGGAUUCCACGUUUCUGAAUGUUGCUGAGGCACGGUGCAUUGCCAACCAAGUUCAGCUCUUCUAUGCCACUGAUCGAAAAGAGACCUACGGCGUCAGUACUGUGGACUGAUUUCAUCAAAACUCAUCUUUGGACUCAGCAGUUGCUUGAAAUGCCAGAAAUACGAAAGAAGCUCUCCAGCCCAGGAAACUCAGGUUUGGUUAGUAGUGCCACUGUUGUGGCUCCAAGCUCAGCGGUAGAAGCCGGUGGCGGUUACACACCUGCCUUCUGAACUCGAGGCCCCGGAGCGUGUCCCGCCCCCAGUAUUGUUGUCAGCUGCCUCUAUUAUAACACCUUUCCUUUUCUUCAUCUAACAUGCUCCACUUCGCUGCUCCUGCCUAUGGUCUGGCGAAUGACACAAUAUAGUGAGUGGGAAUUUAACCAGGAUUUGCAGUUUGUGUGUGUGUUUUCUCUAUUACAGGAGACUUUUUAUAAGUUGGGCUUAUAAAAUGGGGGGUUGGACUUCCCAUUAUUUUCUGAGCUGUGGUUAUUUUGCUGUACUUCUGAGUCUGUGUGUAGAAAGAGAUAGUGUUUGUUUAACCUGGAAAAGUUGCUGGUCUUUCACAGUUUCUCUUAAGGUUGAGCUGUUUCCUAAUGCAAGUUCAGGCCUCUGUUCCUGACAGUUAACUUUUUUGAGAAACUUGAGUCUGGAUGUUUGGAGUCCCAGGAAUCUCUGCUAUCAGGUGGAGUUACUUUCAUGGAUAUGUUUCCUUUUCCCUCCAGAUGGACCCAGGCUUUAGCCAUAGUACCUUUCAUAACACCUCCACCAGAAGGUGAGAAAAUGAUGGGGAAAGAAGCCAGAACUGGCUGCUCAUUUUAUUGUUCCUCCCAGCUUUGCCCUGAGUCCCCCACUCGCCAGAGAAGUAUGUAUCCAUGGCCAGUUACUUCGGACAUGAUCAGAGUACCAUCUGGCUGUUCUUUAUAUUUACCUAGCAAGAUCUGGCAAAGAACUAAAAGAAAAUUAUUACAUUACUCAGUCCCCUGGUACAACAUGGUGUUACAGAAAGUGGACAGACUUUACAGUUAAGUGAAUCUAGGUUCAGUGUUGGGAUUCAUUAGCUCCAAAUGUUGAACAAAUUAUUUAAGCUCUCUAAUUCUGUUUCUUUAUCUGUAAAAUGAGAGUAAUAAUAUCUACCUCACAGAAUUAUUGUGAGAAUUAAAUUAACUUAUAUAGAGACUAUAUAGAGCUUAAUAAAUGUCAUCUCCCCUCUUCCUCCCUUCUUGCCCUGCCUCUCACCAAAGGCCAACACAAAUGAGCAUUUCAGAUGUGCAGAUCAUUCUUCAUUCCAGUUUUAUAAGCAAACGGGUUCUCAAACUUUAAUUUGCAGUGGAAUUACCUAGAGCACUUUAGAAUGCAGACUCCCAGGUCCCAAAGCCCAACCUGCUGAAGUGCUGGGAAUCUGCAUUUUAAUAUGUGCUCCAGAUGAUUCUGAUGUAGAUAAUUAGCCAGCCACACUCUGAGGACCACUACCUUAUCUGUUCUUCACAAAAAAUACCCGUUAGCCAGGUCUCUCGUUCCUGUGGACGUGAACCGUAGAAUCCGGUCCCUCUGCUCUUUGCCUCCUGUAGGGUCCCCUCGGCAUACGCUACAUUAUAUUUACUCAUGUACGUAUCUUUCCCCCAGAUGUGAGCUCCUUGAGGGCCAGGGUUUAUCUCCAUUCUCAGCACCAAGGACAUGGUCUGGAACAGAGAAGAUACUCAGGUUUUUGUUAAA
Globicephala melas (long-finned pilot whale) is the source of this 2721-nucleotide messenger RNA. Lineage: Eukaryota; Metazoa; Chordata; Mammalia; Artiodactyla; Delphinidae. The record is from RefSeq and is a predicted model, not a curated record.